Besnoitia besnoiti is the source of this 1401-nucleotide messenger RNA. RefSeq lists its product as uncharacterized. The record is from RefSeq and is a predicted model, not a curated record. Bases 1 to 1401 code for a protein of 466 amino acids. The transcript has a single exon. Lineage: Eukaryota; Apicomplexa; Conoidasida; Eucoccidiorida; Sarcocystidae. Gene Ontology annotation, cellular component: membrane.
AUGGCGGAAGGUCCAUUUUGUCGUCGCCUCGUCCGUCGACGCAAAAUGAACAAGACAGCGCCCCGUCGGCGCCAGCGUCCUGCGGCCGCGGGCCCGCUGACUGCCCGUUUUUUCGUCUUUCUGGCAGCUCUCUCCGUCGAAGCUCUGUCUUUCGUGUCAGCUGCUUCUCACACGGAUGAGGCAGAGACAGCGCUACAAUGCACCGCUGAACGUGACUUACUGCUCGUUUUCGAUGCGGAUGAUACAGCGAAGACGUUCAAAUGCCCCGCGACAUGGAAGCUCGAACCCGUGCAAGAAACUCUCGCGUGCCAAGAUGAUGAUUGCGACGUCGUACUUGACGACAUUGUGACAGGCGCUACACUUAAGGAGCUAGACAACGCUUACACGUUAACGCUCCCAGAGGACUCCAACCGACAGCAGACGACGUGGUAUUAUCUUUGCAAGGAUCCGAACUCGAGCGCCAAUGACAAUGGCAGCCUCUCACCCGAGGAAUCUCCGGGCGGGCAUCAGGGUGUCGCCGGUCCUGCUGGUCCAAAUGAAGCCCCUGACGGUGACAGCGGCGCGGCAGGGCCGAGUCUGGGGAACGGGGAGGGUGCGUCCGCGGGCAUUGGUGCCACAGAAAAUCACGGAUCGAUCAGUGCAUCCACUCCUGGGAUAAAUACGCCAAACGCCGCAGGACCCAGGACCAGGCAGGGAGCCCAGGUUGACCGAGGUCAGACGACCGAUCGCGGAUCUCUCGUUCCCCCCGCGGCGGGUUCUGCUCCUUCUUACGGUUUCGGCGCCUUGGGCGGGGCGCAGACGGUUGCAGACGAAAAAGAAGAAUUUGGUGCUCCAUUCGGGGGUCGCAGAAUUAGAGUCGGCCUCGCUUCGUCCGGUGACAUACAGGAGCCUCCGCCUGCUCAGACAGAGAAGGAGUGUAGAGUUACGGUCCAGGUCGUCCCCUCUGGGAUGAUCACCUGCCAUAAGGGAGAGACGAAGACAGCCACGGUGUCAUCGCCGAACAUUCCAGUCACAAUUCGGUGCGCAAAAGGGUUGAAGCUGGAUCCGGCCGUAAAGAGCGAGGUCUAUGACGACAGCGACGGCAGAUGCGCAUCACAGGUUCCGCUAACCUCGCUUGUACGCGGGAACCUUUCCACGACGACUAUGAGCGAGGUGGCUGGAAGUAUCUUUGACGAAUAUGUCUUCAGUGUCAGCAGAUUGCCUGAGCAGGCGACGAUGCUGUGCUACAAGUGCGUCGAACAUGCAAGCGUGGUAAAGGCACGCGACGAAGCUAGCCAGGCAUCACGGGAGUGCAGGGUGAAAAUCACUGUUUCUGCAGAACCAUCUGCGGCAUCCUUCUGGGCGACACCUCUCUCUUCUCUCGCAGUCGCUGGCUUUCUAGUAACCAUGCGUCUGAACUGA